GGAAUGUACAGAGUGACGCAAUCCACAACUGUCAUGCGGAACUUGAUACAAUCUCUAGUCUUGCGUUUUAAAUAGUUUUUUCUGCCUUAGCGUAUUAUUCAAAAUUAACACAAAGGGCUUUAGCCUACGUUUAACGGUUGCGGCGUUGGCAGUUUAAUCAAGGUUAAUUUAAAGGGCGGCCAAGGGCAAGCGAAUCACUUUAGACACGGCAUUUCUCAAUUCUACCCUCUUUGCGGGAAGUCAACUUCUCUCCCCUCUGGCUUUGUGAUCCAAUGAGUUUUAAAAUGAUACGAGGAAAGAGGACACGAGGAGUGUUGUGUUUAGAAUAUGCCCAUGUCAUCGAGCAAAACAGGAACGAGGUUGUAUUUCACCUAUGCAUAUCUGAUAAUUAUGGAUUUCAGAAGGUCGCCACUUCACACAAAACCAACAUUGACACAAAGGCAGGCGAAAAUCAUUUUCAUAGACUGAAAACCACCUAUUUAUGAAAUGACGGUAAUAUCCACUUCUGUGACGCGAACUUAAAAGUAGUUAAGUUCAUGUGUGGUCCCUGGCUGGUAGGGAAUGUAUUCGUUUUGAUUCAUUUGAGUUUUCAUUCCUGGUUUCACUUUCAGUGGAGUGUUUUACUGAACGAGAGGACAGUUGUCAGGCAAACCCUUCCUCGUAAAACCUCACCCGCGGUUUCCACGAUGGAGGCGGGGCCAUGCAGUAUCUCCUUGCAGGAGCGUCGUGUCCUUUUGGUGGAGAGCUGGAGCCAAAAUGUCACCCUUCUACAGCAGCGUCUCUACCAGAUAGGCGCCCUCACUGAGGAGGACCUGAGCCUCAUCAAAGGGGGAGGUUGGCUGGGGGAGCGGGACUGCAUGAGGACCCUGCUGGAUGUCCUGUACGGGCGAGGAGAGGAGGCCUGCCGAGCCUUCUUCCAUAUUCUUCGGUCUGUAGAAGCCGACACCGAGAGCAGGGUGGCAGCAUGCCUCCCUGAGGACUUAGAACCUGGUGGCAGUGGUUCCGGUCUGGUCGACAUCCAGGAGCACUUGAGGAGACACAAAGACAUAUUAAGCCGUCACAAUAGUCCCGUGGAUUACCUUAGCGUCGGGACUAGGAGACGCAGUGGUUCAGAGGAUGGAGAUGGGGCCGGUUCCUUUACAGAUAUCACGCUGUCCAGGCGUGUGGGCUACACCGUUCCCCUGCAGAGCCACCAGCAUGAGGCGGCUACCGUGGGGGACGCCUUCAGGGGCCAGGACCAGGUCUGCACUUUUAAGGAUCUCUGUCAGACUGUGCUGUCUGUCCCGGGGGAGGACUUGACCGUGCUGUCAGGGGUGGCUGGCAGUGGGAAGACCACUGUGGUGAGACGCCUGGUUCAUGAGUGGGCCAGGGACUCUGACUCCCAGAAAAUAGUCCUGUCCCUAUCAUUCAGAGAGCUCAAUCUGCUCAGUGAGCCUCAGAGCCUACAGGAGCUUCUGCUUAUUCACUACAGCCACCUCAAACCUGUCCUGGCCUGGGUCGUUGACUCUCAGCCCGGCCGCGUCCUCCUCAUAUUGGACGGGCUCGAUGAGUUCCGCUUCCCCUUGGACUUUGAGCGGAGCCCCAAGUGUUCGGACCCAGGGCGGCAGCUGGGCCUGGGUGAAAUGGUUGUGAACCUGAUCAAGGGUCACCUCAUGCCCGGCAUUUCCAUCCUGGUCACCUCACGGCCCCAUGCCAUCUCCAAGAUCCCUCCGUUGCUUGUGAACCGGCUCUACAGCGUCCUGGGGUUCUCCACGGAGCAGCAGAGGCACUACUUUGAGCAGAGCUGCCACUCAGCCCCGGCGGCCUCUGUCGUGUGGGAGUUUGUGUCGUCCUAUCAGCCACUCCAGCUCAUGUGUCGCAUUCCGGCCUUCUGCUGGAUUGUUUCCACUGCCCUGUGUGACGGUUUCGCCAGCUGCCUCGGCCAAGUCCCCGCCACAACCUCCGGCCCUCUGUCUGGUGUGGCAGCGCCCGCAGGCCCCAGUGACCCUGCUGUCAGUGACGGAGCUGAAGUGGCUCCGACCGCCUCCACCUUCUCCUCCGCCACGGUCCCCAGGGUGAUGUUGAUGAACGGCCACAUCAAGUCCGUGACCAUCACCGAGAUCUACUGCUGCUUCCUCAAGUCUGUUCUGGUGUUCCACGGAGAAGGCCGAAGUCAGGAGGCCUGCAGCCCUCACCGUCUCCAGGAGACCCCGCGGCUUCUGCAGGAACAGCAGCCCCUGCUGAGGGACCUUGGAGCCAUGGCGUUCAAGGGCCUGCUGGAGCGGCGCUUCAUCUUUGACCAGGCUGACCUGACCUCCUUCUCGCUGGACUGCAGCGGGCUGUCCAAGGCCUUCUUGGUGGAGACUCUGCGAGAGGACCGGGCCUCACUGACCUACCAGAGGAGCUUCCACUUUAUCCACACCAGUGUGCAGGAGUUCCUGGCAGCCCUGUUCUACGUUCUGGAGGCCCUCUCUGGCUCAGACCCGUUCUCAGGGGCCAAGAAGGCUGUUGGCGUAGCCAUGUUUCCAGUCUCCCUGCACAUACUGUUGUCCUCUACCGCAAAUAAGCUGCUGAGGCCCCGAUGGCUUUUGCGCAGGUACAUCAAGAAGGCUUUUUCCUGGGGUGGACAUCAUCAGUCCGGUCACAUGGAUCUUUUCUGCAGAUUUGUUUCUGGCCUGUUGGUACCUCAGACCCAGUUCGUCUUGAAUGGACUAUUUCAGGGCAGAUCACAGAAACGGCACCCGCAACGGUCCCCCUCUGUGUCUCUCCCCUCUCCUCCUCCCUCUACACCUCCCUUUCUCCUGGACCUGCUCCACUCUCAGCUUCAGAGCGGCAGACUGAGUCCAGAGAGGCAGGUCAACCUAUGUCACUGUUUGUAUGAGGCCAUGGACCCAGGCCUCACGCAGCGUCUGCAAGGCUGGCUGCAGGUUCUGUCACAACAACAGGUCCCAGAUCAGUCUGAUCCAGCCAAGAGGGACUGGAGCGAGCUCACCUUCCUGCUGCAGCUGAUCCCAGACCUGCAGGAUCUGAACCUGGAGGCCCAGGGGCUGGAUGCAGAAGGCCUGCGCAGGCUGCUGCCUGUUCUCCCGCUCUUCAGCACCCUCAGGCUGGGGCAGAAUCCUCUGGGCCCAGAGGGAGCUGCGGUGUUGGUGUGUGCCAUGCAGAGCCCGGACUGCCGUGUGGAGCGACUGUGGGUGGUGGCGACCGAACUGGGUUGUGAGGGUUGCCGGGUACUUGCAGAGGGCCUGAAAGACAACAAAACAGUGGUUGACCUCAGGAUGGCCAUCAAUCACAUUGGUGACGUCGGUGUGGGCUGUCUCGCCGAUCUGUUGCAGACCAAUCGCACACUUAAAGAUAUCAGGCUCCGGGACAACCAGGUCACUGAUAAGGGAGCAGAAAUCCUCAUGAAAGCAUUAAAUGAGAAUACAACUCUGGAGCAACUCUGGUUGUUUGACAACAAGUUUUCUAAGGAGGGAGUCAAGAGGCUAAAGGAGUUUGCGAAGGGCAGGUCACAACUGGACAUCAAAGUUUGUGUCUGAAAUCCUGUGCUUCCCCACUGCUUAACAUCGACCCUUCUACUGAACAUAGACCCCACUGUUGAAUAUGGACCCCGCUGCUGAACAUAGACCCCACUGCUGAACAUAGACCCUGCUGCUGAACAUAGACCCCGCUGCUGAACAUAGAUCUUUAUACUGAACAUAGACCCUUCCACUGAACAUAGACCCCAUUGCUGAAAAUAUAUAAUCUCGCUACUUUACAUUGACUCCAAGGGCUUUACCAGGGGUUGAUAAUGCGGUUGUUGAUCAUUUGUGUGUAAAGGGGAUUUUUAGAUGAAUAACAAAGAACAGUUGUUGAUUAAUAGUCAGUCUAAAGCCCUUCUGGGUUAAUACAAGUUCAAGCAGGCAGACCGCCUACAGCAUGGGGUUAUAGAAACAUUUCCAACAAGACUUCUAUGAGUCCACCUUGAUAUUCUUAUCAGGUUAUGUUCUGUUGACACAUGACAGAGGCUGUAACACCAGUGAGUCAAUCAUGCAUACUCACACAAUACAAUAAUAAUCAGUAUGCGUUUUUGAAAUAACACCUUAACACCAGCGCAAAAACCAUCAGCAGAUUUGUCCAGGUGAACAGUCUAGUCCUGGUGAUAGUACUCUAGUGGCUGCUAAACUUCAUGUUAUAUUUUACAGAGAGAAACUGAAAAAUUCAAUGCCAAUCACCGAAUGUGAAUAUCUUGAUAUCAACUUAAUGUAUCUUGUUCCAUUACUUUAUCAUUGGGGUUUUUUGCACACAUUGUUUGAAAGAUUUUGUCACCAUUCAGAUAUUUUUUCAACAGCUGAAAGAUUACAUUUUCUGUUCUGGUAAUAGGUCAAAUAAUAAAUUUGUCUCCAUAAAUGUU
This is a messenger RNA of Esox lucius (northern pike), 4372 nucleotides long. RefSeq names its product NLR family CARD domain-containing protein 3. The record is from RefSeq and is a predicted model, not a curated record. Gene Ontology annotation, biological process: regulation of apoptotic process. Gene Ontology annotation, molecular function: protein binding. The transcript is spliced from 8 exons. NCBI's taxonomy places the organism in Eukaryota, Metazoa, Chordata, Actinopteri, Esociformes, Esocidae. The coding region runs from base 537 to 3518 and encodes 993 amino acids.